CAAGUCAGACCAGUUAGCCAGUCUUAGUAAAAUUCACUAAGUUAGCACUGCUGAUUUAUUUUGUUUAGUUCAUCAAACAGUGUCGACAGAGGAAGUUUAACAGAAGGAUGACUGGGGGGAUCAGGUGUGUCGUGUUUGUGGUCCUGACCUUUCUGCGGAGUCUCGCAAGAGGAGAUGCUGAGGUGUCCUGUGUUUUCAUGCAAAGCUGCAUCUUACCGUGCAGCUUCCAGGGUGGCGCUGAUGUGGUCAUCCACUGGAUACAGGUGACAACAGGAGACACUACUGUCCACUCUUACUACCACAACGAAGACCAACUCACACACCAGGGCCAGAACUUCGGAGGCAGGACAUCGCUGUUCAAGGACCAGAUCUCCAGAGGAAACGCCUCGCUCCAGCUGACAGGGGUGCAGGUUCAGGACCAGGGCAGAUACAAGUGCUACACCAGCACCAUCAGAGGAAACAACGAGUUAUUUAUCAACCUUAAAGUGGACGAUGCAGCUCCAGUGAACCCAACAUCAGCCCUCCCUACUCCUACCCAACACACAGAUGAAGAAGACAAAGACCCUCCAGCUGAAGGACAAAUGCAGGACAACAUAUUAACUGCAGUCGUUGUCGUCGCAGUCAUUGUGGUUUUAGCAGUCGGAGGGCUGGCAGCAAUCUGUAUAUACAAGAAAACCAAUGUGUGUAAAAAAGGCAGAGAGACCACAGAUCAGACAGGAACAAGUAACCAACCUGAAUCGCAAGAGCUGACUCAGAAAAAUGGAAUACACCUCUCCACAGAGGACUGAAGGAUAAAAAAGAAACAAGACCUUCAGUUCUGAAACAAGACCUUUGGCAAACAUUUUAUCCAAACUGAGGACGAGGACACGUUGCUCUGAGACUGUGAGGCUCUGCACUACAAAAUGCUUUGCAGGGAUGUUUUAUGAGACUCUGGCUGAUGAAGUUCAGCAUGCUGUUCCUGCUCUACUGUUGGACUGGAGCAGAGGCUGCUCUGGUUUGUCUAUAAAAAGCACAAGUCAGAUAAGUAGGAGACAAACUUAUCAUGUUCAAAAAGGCUAAAACAGGAUUUUAUACAAUCCAUCCAUCCAUCGUCAACCGCUUAUCCUGUGUACGGGGUCGCGGGGGCGAGUCAAUCCGAGCUGGCAUCGGUCAAAAGGCGGGGUACACCCUGGACAGGUCGCCAGUCCAUCAGGGCCACACAUAGACAAACAACCACUCUCGCUCACACCUAAGGACAAUUUUAGGGUCACCAAUUAACCUAGCCUGCAUGUCUUUGGACGGUGGGAGGAAGCCGGAGCACCCGGAGAGAACCCACGCAGACACGGGAAGAACAUGCAAACUCCACACAGAAAGGCCGGGGCAACCGGGGUUUGAACCCACAACCUUCUUGCUUUGUGGGCGUGUUGGAGUAGAUUGGCGAGCGUUAUAUGAGGUGCAUAUUUCAUCCCUGUGACGUCACAGGGAUGAAAGGGAAGCGGCUGGACUGCAAAUGAACUGUUUUCAGGCAGUUCAGAGCAGAGUUUCUCUGUGGGAGAUGGGAACUCCCUUUGGGCUUUUUCACUUUGCAAACCUAUUACAUGCACAACAAAUAUAUAUAACUCAAUAAAUGAGAGGGAAAAGCCAAAAAGCAGAAUACCACCUCUUUAAAUAAAAGUUGCAGAACAUGUAACUACUUUUCUUUCCUGCAGACUUAUUCUGUCAAAAAUGAAGGAAGACGCCUUAAUUAAAAGUUGUAUUUUGUUUAUUAUUAUAUGUACGAAGAGUUUUGUUUUUCAAAUUUUUAGUAAUGAACAGUUAAUGUUUUAUUUUUAUGAACAUUUUGUUGUAAACUUUUGUUCUUUGUUUUACUUGUAUAAAAAUCUGUUUUGAAUUAUUUGUCCCGGUUUGAAUGAUUAAAUGGUAAAGAUCAUGUUGUUGGUGUUGAGUGCAAACCUCAUAUCUCCACAUGGAUCUUAGAUGAGGGCAGCAGAUUACUGGUUUCAUCCAUGAGGAAUUUAAAUGGUUUCAUUUGUGCUGGAAAGAACAAACAAGUUUAUCAAACCACAAACUAUUUAAUCUGUCAGAUGAAGUAAAAACUGGAGUUACAAGGUCUUCACACAUUAACUGAUAAUGUAAGAACGCCCCAUAGUGACAAAGUAAAUCUAACUUUCACUCUGAAUGCAUGUUGUUGGGAAGGUUACUGUGGAAAUGUAAUAGGUUACAGACAGGGAUGUACUGGGAUGAAAUUCAGCCUGGGACUUUGAGACGGAGAGGCCUUUUAUGCAAGCGCCCUUUUGGGGGAGGGCAUAAAUAUUUUUUGCAGUUAUUUUAAUACGUGUUAGUGUUGUUGUUGUUGUAUACAGUAAUUCAGAUUAUGCUGAAGACCUUCAAUAAACUUCAGGAUGACA
Micropterus salmoides (largemouth bass) is the source of this 2387-nucleotide messenger RNA. RefSeq names its product programmed cell death 1 ligand 1-like. The transcript is spliced from 5 exons. Gene Ontology annotation, biological process: cellular response to lipopolysaccharide; positive regulation of T cell proliferation; negative regulation of T cell proliferation. The record is from RefSeq and is a predicted model, not a curated record. Gene Ontology annotation, cellular component: external side of plasma membrane. Lineage: Eukaryota; Metazoa; Chordata; Actinopteri; Centrarchiformes; Centrarchidae. The coding region runs from base 108 to 788 and encodes 226 amino acids.